CAGAGGAACCUAGUAUUUUCUAGAAAAAAUGUUUCCGGCCGACGGUAUUUUGCCUUCGUACGUGUCGACAGUUUGCUUCGCGCUUAAACAACAUUAAUUUUUGGACAGUAUUGACUUUGUACCAUAAACUGUAAUGGCGCUCCCUGGACCUAAUAAAGACAACAUCAGAGCUGGGUGUAAGAAAUGUGGAUAUCCGGGCCAUUUAACAUUCGAGUGUCGAAAUUUCGUCCGAGUUGACCCCCAGAAGGACAUUGUUCUGGAUGUAAGCAGCACCAGCAGCGAGGAGAGUGAAGAUGACGUGCCUGCUUCUCAGCACAAUGAGAAAUUGGGUCGAAGUGUGCUGCGCCAAAAAGAUUCUCGUGAUGAAGAUGACAGAAAAAAGAGACGUAAACCAAAGAAGAGCAAAGAUAGAAAAUCAAGAAAAAGAUCUGCAUCAUCCAGUGACGAAGAACCAAGAAAAAGAAAGAAACACAGCAGAUCCAGCUCCUCUUCAGACGAGGAAGACGGGAGAAAGAAAAAGAAACAAAGUCACAAGAAGAAAAGCAAAAAACACAAAAAGGAGCAUGGGAAACAUCACAAAAAGAAAGAGAGAAAAGGAAAACACAAGUCGUCAUCCUCUUCUUCAUCAGCUAGUGAAUCAUCAGAAAGUGACUGAACCACCAAUCCGUAGCCUCAAGAUGUCUGAUGUUAAUGAAGCAGAUCAUGUAUAUUGUGUCUUAUGACUUUGGUGUAAAUAGUUUGAAUCACCUUUUUUAUAACGUGUGUCCAUACACUGCUGCGUCUUUAGAUGGUGACAUUAUGAAGCCAUUAUCUGUUGGCGCUCUGCAUUCUCUGGUACAAGGCACACUACAUGCUGUGAUAGUUUUGCCUUCCUUUCCCAGGCCUAUCAUCAUUUGCUGUAUUUAUGCACAAUAAUUUGAAUUUCAUCAGACGUACUCCAUCGUAUGUGCAUUGGUUUUACAUGUCAUAAAAGAAGACAUUGUAUUACUACACAUAAUUCAGGUUAAUGGCUGUGCAGAUUUUAGUUUUAUCUCCUUUUAUGUUUUUCAGUCUGUAUUAAAAGGUCAAAUGUAAACCAAACUCCUUGAGUUUUAUAUUGCAGUGACUUUGUGGUGACAUGUUUCGUGGUAUAGAUAGUGAGUUCAGUCCAUUACUACUAUUUAUUAAUGCUUGGUAGCUAUACUAUGCGUCAGUAUUGGAAAGACAUCAUUUUUUUCAAUCUAGAAGUUUGGUUUAUAAUCAAACUGUAAAUCCCUGACAGGUGUUGGUGUUAGUGCCAGUGUAGAUGCUCAUGCUCCAAUUGCCUGUUGCUUCUACUUUUUUCCAUUACAGAUUCUGUUUGUGAUUCAAUAGUAUUUACUCUAUUAAUUUUACUCUCAGGUUCUUUCAUAGGUGACUCCUUAUAUAUCUGUUUGCUUCCCCUUUGCUAAUUUUAUGAUGUUAUUUCAGAUGGACAUUUCACCAAAAAAAUAUAACAAAGACGUUCAUAUUUCUAAGUGUAAAUACAGUACCUUGCUACCAAAUAUACAUACUCAAAUAAAUGUAAAUACACCA
Xiphophorus maculatus (southern platyfish) is the source of this 1554-nucleotide messenger RNA. It is a transcript of the gene srek1ip1, whose product is annotated as SREK1 interacting protein 1. NCBI's taxonomy places the organism in Eukaryota, Metazoa, Chordata, Actinopteri, Cyprinodontiformes, Poeciliidae. The coding region runs from base 134 to 655 and encodes 173 amino acids. Gene Ontology annotation, molecular function: zinc ion binding; nucleic acid binding. The transcript has 5 exons. The record is from RefSeq and is a predicted model, not a curated record.